This is a messenger RNA of Cercocebus atys (sooty mangabey), 1316 nucleotides long. It is a transcript of the gene CRADD, whose product is annotated as CASP2 and RIPK1 domain containing adaptor with death domain. Gene Ontology annotation, biological process: regulation of apoptotic process; signal transduction. The transcript has 5 exons. Gene Ontology annotation, molecular function: death domain binding; protease binding. Lineage: Eukaryota; Metazoa; Chordata; Mammalia; Primates; Cercopithecidae. Bases 131 to 853 code for a protein of 240 amino acids. The record is from RefSeq and is a predicted model, not a curated record.
GUCAACACUUCCUGUUUAGGGUUUUCGCCUUUAACAAAGAUGGUGCUUAUGGGGCAGGUUCCCUAACAGUCAGGAUUCCGGUUGCAGUUUUUCUCCCCCGCCCCAAAGAUACGUGGUUGCAGACGGAGAAAUGGAGGCCAGAGACAAGCAAGUACUCCGCUCACUUCGCCUGGAGCUGGGUGCAGAGGUAUUGGUGGAGGGACUGGUUCUUCAGUACCUCUACCAGGAAGGAAUCUUGACGGAAAACCAUGUUCAAGAAAUCAACGCUCAAACCACAGGCCUCCGGAAAACAAUGCUCCUGCUGGAUAUCCUACCUUCCAGGGGCCCUAAAGCAUUCGAUACAUUCCUAGAUUCCCUACAGGAGUUUCCCUGGGUCAGGGAGAAGCUGAAGAAGGCAAGGAAAGAGGCCAUGACCGACCUGCCUGCAGAUGAGAAAACCGAGGCACAGGAAGAUUUAAUGACAAACCUGAAGUUACACAGUCGGCAAGAGACAGCUGUACUAGAAGAAUCAAGGAUUAUAAUAAAUUUGAAAAACCAGAAGAGUUCUUCAGGUGACAGAUUGACUGGAAUCCCCUCGCACAUCCUCAACAGCUCCCCAUCAGACCGGCAGAUUAACUGGCUGGCCCAGAGGCUGGGCCCUGAGUGGGAGCCCGUGGUGCUGUCUCUGGGACUGUCCCAGACAGAUAUCUACCGCUGUAAGGCCAACCACCCCCACAACGUGCAGUCGCAGGUGGUGGAGGCCUUGGUCCGUUGGCGGCAGCGCUUCGGGAAGCAGGCCACCUUCCAGAGCCUGCACAAUGGGCUGCGGGCCGUGGAGGUGGACCCCUCGCUGCUCCUGCACAUGUUGGAGUGACGGUGCCUCCACCAACCGCUGGGGAGUGAGUCCCUGAGUCAUGUGGCUGAAUCCUGACUUUCACUCAGAGCAGGUGGUGUUUUGUGUAGGUUUGUUUUUUAUUUUUAAUGAUCCUCAGAUGGAAGGAGAAAACAGGGUUUCCACUAGAUGUUAUUUGAAAGGCCAGAUUACUCAGCAGAUCUCUCACGGUGGCUCAACAAUUCUUUGUUUUUAAUUGCUUGAAGAUUGCAUUGUUGUAAUUGUUCAGUUUUUAAAUGUGUAAUGGCAUUUUAAUAGACUAUUAAAUCACAGUGGUUCAAAAAUAUAUAUAUAUAUAUCAUGUCAUCACAUUACAAGCAGGUAUCUCAUAUGUAAAACAUUUACCUGAAUGUUGUCUGAGGACUGAACUGUGGACUUUACUAUUCAUAAUGAUAAAAUAAUAAAAUGUGAAUUACUACAUAUCAUGUGCCUCAUUCAUGAGAAA